Molecule: messenger RNA, 3629 nt
Organism: Amyelois transitella
Lineage: Eukaryota; Metazoa; Arthropoda; Insecta; Lepidoptera; Pyralidae
Exons: 7
Coding region: 297-3485 (1062 amino acids)
Molecular function (GO): metal ion binding
Source: RefSeq, a predicted model, not a curated record
UUACGUAGUUGAGUUUAAACUAAAAAUAUUUUAUUUUUCUCUGCUGUCGCUGUCAUUGGGUAUCGUUUCCGGUAUCUAUAUCUAUCUCUUUCUCUCUCUCUCUUGUUCUUGUUGAAAUGAAAGUUUGUUAUCCAAAAUUCCAAACCUAACCUCGAAGAAAUUUUAUCUUGACUGAGAAAGUAAGAUACCCCAAAAAAACGUGUUAAUAAUUGGCGUUAAUUACGCGAUUCUACAAUGGUAAAUAAAUAUGUCUUGAAACUUUGACUUCAUCGAUAGUUGAAUAUAUCAGUGCUAAAAUGGCUCCAAGAAAAGCUGCUGCUAAACCUGAAACAGUUCAAGCAGUUGCUAAAGGAAGACCUCAAAAGCCUAAAGAAAAUAAGGAAACACUGAAAACACCAACGGCUAUCAAGAUAAAAGUGUUUAAAAAGAACCUCAGCAGAUCAGUCCAAAACCUAGUAUCUCCAAAUCAAAGUUUACUGGAAAAAAAGAGCAAAUAUCUGACAUCCAAAGACAAGCUUGAGUUAGCAAAUAAAGUUGCAAGAGCACAACUGAACAAAUCGGAGCCAAUCGUUUUUCCUUCGCAAUCUGAAGUCCAGACUGUGACUAAAGUGGGAAGGAAACGAGGGAGAAAAAAGAAAGUUGAAGAAGUGGAAAAUGUUCCGGAAACAUCAAACAUGAAUAUUUGUCCAAGCUCGCCAGUCACUGGCAGUACAGACACUGAAGAUGUUUUUGAGCAGCCAAAGCAAAAGAUUAUUAGGAAGAUUACCAGCCCGGUUAAGCAAACGCUGACGAAAAAAACAGCAAUGCAACUACCUCUAGACCCUGUCAAGAGAGGUCCUAAGAAGAGAAAACUAGUCAGCCCUUCGGAGGGUAUCGUCAACCCACCCAAACGUAAAUGGACGCAAUCCAGAAUAACGGAAAUGAAUAUCGUCGUCAAACGGAAUUCUGAAGACUGCGACAACAGCAACAAAACUCGUACCGUCACAGUCGCUAAACCAAAAAUUGUCAGGAAAAGAACACCCAGAGGUAAGAAAAGUGCUGAAAAUAUAGCAGGCGUUCAAGAAAAUACACCAUCUAUUGCAGCUAAAGAUGCACCAAAUAAUGAACCAAAAGUUGCAGUAAAAAAAGAGGACAAUGGAACUUUCGAUAAUGCUGGAGCAAUAGAUUCUCGUAAAACGUCUGUCUGUUCAGAACUAUCAUGGACCAAAGAUAUAUCGGAUUCCAGUAACACAACCUCUUUGAACGCCGUCACCUCGUCAGAUUUCGUACUGAUUGACAAAAAAUUGCCAGAAGUCAAAUUGACCAAAAUAGAUUCCAAAGGGCUUACCCCUAAAACUCCUAGUAAGUCUUCUUUGUCUUCAGAUAGUGACAGCUCUGAAUCUGAAUGUAGCACAAAUUGUAAGUCUUACAAGGAAAGUGAAAUAAUAAGUAAACACUCAUUAAAUUUGAGCACUUCAUCCGAAUCUCAUAUGUCUCCAAUAAUCACUCAAAAAAACAUCAGUAUUAACACCAUGAAUAGCAAUGUUAGUAAAAUUAGUAAGGCAUUAGAUAAACUAUCAAUGAGUCUGAAGAAAAUAGAUUUAGAAAUGAUAAAUUGGGUUGGUUACCAGAAUGAAGACACCAAUGUUAACUCUAAAAAAUUAAAGGACAAAAUACAUCAAAGUUUACAAGAGGAAAGUAAUAUUAUUCUUCAGUGUAGACAUAUCAAUAAAGUUUUGACUGAUAAUGAAGAUGGAACACAAACGGAAGUAAAUAAUGCAGAAAAAGCGGAUAAUAUUAAUGAUUCUUUUGUCAAACCAACCGAUGUUGUCGUGGCGAAAAAUAUAAAUAAAUCUGCUGAACAUUCCGGUUUAGACAAUGGUAACCAUAGCAGAGACCAAAAUGAUUAUGGAGAUCGUAAAUUUGAUUUAAAUGAGAAUUUUGCUUCAGACAAUAUCGCAUACAUUCCUUUCGACCAAAAUGAUGAUGAAGAUGCUCUAUCAUUAUAUGCAGAGAGUAUAGGAUUUGAAUCUAAUAGAAACAGCACUUGUUCUCCACCUCUAUACAAUAAUCCUGAAUAUGAGGAAUACAUCCCACAAUCUGUAACAAGAGAUGUACCUCAUAACACUAUUGUCUAUAAUCCUACUAAAAUUACUAACGUUACUACUCCGGCGCCUAAAAAUGUUCCAAAUGUGAAACCAACAACAAUAGUGUGUGAAAAACAAAAUGCGGAUUCUACGUCUGUUGUCAGAGAAGGAGUACUAGGUAGUAAUCAAAUUGACUGUACUGAGAAGUUACCUGAUCCCAAUGUCAGUGUUAAGCCAGCAAUAGUGAAAAAAGGGCCUUGUUUAUUAGCAACGUUGUUCAAGCCGUCUCCAGGAGUGAAGAGUGUUGUUUUCAAAGGAAUGUGUUUCUUCUUUCUGAUAGGGAGUUGCAAGAAUCAAUUGAGAUGUCGAUUUCCUCAUGUCGAGCCAUUACCAAUCGAUGUGUGCGCGAAAUUAAUCAAACUUAGUGAAGAUGUAUUCAUUCAAGAAUACAUGUUGUUGAAGUGUUGGCCAGUAUUGAGGAGAAAGUUCGGUAUCUGCUUCGUUGAUGAGUGUAAGAGACGGGACUUGACUAAGUUAUUGGUAGAAAUGGCACUAGAUUUCGUAACAAAAGCAAAUCCGAAUUCCCAGGACGAUGCCGAGCUCAAAAUCCACGUCUUAGAAGAGGCAUUGUUGCAUUUAAACAAUAUAGACCUCAGUAAUUGUGAAGAGCUACUGAAAUAUGUGAUACAGGGUAAACAGUUGUGUGAUUAUUUUAUGGAGACGAUAGCUAACACGCAGAAUUUUACGCGGUUCAAGCCGGUUUUCAUAAAAUUGACCGACUUUGUGAUUGAGAAUCAGAGGGCGUUCAGUUUGGACGUCGCUACGCAUAUAUUGGAACGCGUGGCGAUUCUGCCGUUCAAUGAUUCUUUGGCUUGGGCGUUGAUAAGUAUUAUAAAGCAUACGGAUGUUGUGAUAUUUGAAAAUUCAAUGAUGGCUCAGUUUGAGAAGCAGUUGUCUUCAAAUGAGGGUUUGCACCGGGAGUUCAUGAUGGUGAAAGAGAUGGCUGGCAUGAGUCGGCCGGUUGUGAGCCAACCUUAUGUCCCCGUGGCGCCCUCUAUGAUGAGACGAGAAGAAAUGGAGCGGCCGAUGUCAAACCCGAUGUACCCUGACGGGGUAAAAAGGUACACGUCGCCGGAUACCACGCAUUUGGACACUAUGAACAAACCAACAAACGAGCCAGUCAUAAAGAGGACUAUAAACUUCGAUAGAACAUUCUCGAAUUACAAUUCGUCAUCAAGCGAAAGCACUGACGACUACCCACGAACGCCCAAGCCUAGUAAUCUGUUCGCUUCGUGGAAGAACAAGAGUAUAUUCAAUAAGUGCUCCGCACAGCGGUACCGGAAGCGAAGAACGGAUCGACAGGUCACGUAUGGGGGGACUUCCAAUUUCCCGAGACGACCCGGGCCGGAUUUCUUUUAGCGUUUAUGUAUUUUUGUUACGUUAAUUUAACGUUCCUACUAUAUAUUUUUAAGAAAAUUAUUUUUAAGUUUUUUGUAUAUCUCAUUCGAGAUAUUUUGAUACGAUCCUAUUCUUUAAGUACAAACUGCAAUUGUUAUAAAGUAA